Messenger RNA from Ceutorhynchus assimilis (cabbage seed weevil), 327 nucleotides. NCBI's taxonomy places the organism in Eukaryota, Metazoa, Arthropoda, Insecta, Coleoptera, Curculionidae. The record is from the annotation of a GenBank genome assembly.
AUGCCUCCAACCAGCAACUUGAUUGGCACUGCUACCCGUUACAUCGCAGGAAGAAAUGCUGUCCAGACUGUUUACUGGAAGACCUGCGGAACCGACAAUCAGAAGCUACUGAAGCUGUCCAAAACUUGCAAUUUUGGAAGAGCUCCCAGUCCACCUCAGAAAGUUAGAGAGCUGCAACAGGAUUAUUCUCAACGCGGCGAAACGGCUUACGGCGAAAUGGCUUGCGGCGGAACGGCUUGCGGCGAAACGGCUUGCGGCGAAACGGCUUGCGGCGAAACGGCCGCGACGAAUCGGCCACGGCGAAUCGGCUGCGGCGAACUGUACUAG